UGCUCCCACUGCUGCCUUAUGUAAAUGCCAGAGGGUCAUCUUCUUACCAAGCCUGGCAUAUAAUAAUAGGCCACGUGCAUAAAAUAUAUCUAUAUACAUAAAUACUCAUAUGUACAAAUGUAUGCGUACCUUAAAUAGCAACAAAAGCUUAGAGCUGAGUGAAAACGAAAGCUUUCUUCCCGUUACAUGUCAACAGCUGAUUUUAUCUAAGGAACACACCAACACAUUCUCAUGUAUGAACACAUACACAAGUGAACGCACAGCUUUCUUCAUUGAGGGACAAACAUAGAAAAUAAUAAUGGCAUUAAUACGUUGCUGCUUUGAACCACCCGAGCUACCGGAGUUUUUCGAUAGCUUUGUACAGAAAUGCACCGAUCCCAGUUGUUGCUGCGGCUGUUGCUCGGCACUGCGACCGCGCUAUAAGCGCCUGGUUGACAACAUAUUCCCUGUCAACCCAGAGGAUGGGCUCGUCAAAUCGAAUAUGGAGAAGCUAACAUUCUAUUCGCUUAGCUCGCCCGACAAACUGGACCGCAUUGGCGAGUAUCUCUACCAGAAGGCCACCAAGGACAUCAACCGCAAGCGCUACAAACUAGCCGAGAUUGCCAUGGAAGCCAUGGAUCUGCUGCUACAGGCCUGUCAUGCCCAAACAACGCUCAAUUUGUUCGUUGAAUCGUUUUUGCGCAUGGUGCAAAAACUGCUCGAGGAUUCUAAUCCGAAUUUAAAAAUAAUGGCAACUAAUUCGUUUGUUAAGUUUGCUAAUAUUAACGAAGAUACGCCCUCGUAUCACCGACGUUACGAUUUCUUUAUCUCGAAGUUUUCGUCCAUGUGUCACAGCGAUAGCCAGGACUUGCGUGAUAGCCUGCGACUGGCUGGCAUCAAAGGACUACAGGGUGUUAUACGUAAAACAGUAUCCGACGAUCUGGUCGAGAACAUCUGGGAGGCACAGCACAUGGAGAAGAUUGUACCUUCACUGCUGUUCAAUAUGCAGUCGGGCGAUCUAACACCUGUUGAGGAUGCCACCAAUGUGACGCCACCUGUGCUGGCAGAGGAAGUGCUGCGCGAGCUAGUGGGUCGUGCGUCCUUUGGACACAUACGUAGCGUACUGAAGCCGCUGUUGACCCAUUUGGAUCGGCAUGAACUGUGGGUGCCCAACACGUUUGCUAUACACACAUUCCGUAUUGUUAUGAUUUCCAUACAACCACAAUAUUCCUACACCGUGGUGGAGACACUCAUGCAGCAUUUGGAUAGCAAUUUCAAGUCAUCGCCCAAAACACGCACCUCCCUGGCGGUGGUGCUGUCGAAGAUCAUUGCCAUUGCGGCCGGCGAGAGCGUGGGGCCGUCUGCACUGGAUAUUAUUAACAAUCUGUUGACCCACUUGCGUACAAGCGUAAGCACAACCACUGAAAUAACACCGGAGGAGUCGCAAUACCAGGAGGCGCUUAUCAAUGCGCUCGGCGAGUUCGCCAAUCAUCAUCCGGACUAUCAGAAGAUCGAGAUCAUGUUGUUCAUCAUGAACACGGUGCCCGAUCUAUCCAAGAAUAGCAAAAGCGAUCAAAUGUUGCAGAACAUAUUACUCAAGUCCCUACUCAAAGUGGGCAACCAGUAUAGCACAGUAUCCUUCGAGAAAGCUUUUCCUGCCUCGUUCCUACAACCGCUGCUGCGAAUGGCGCGCGCACCACACGACCCAACGCGCAUGAUUGUGAUGCAGAUCUUCCAGGCGCUGCUCGAUCGCCAUCAAAAUGAGAAGGUGCUCAGCAACGUGAGCGUGAAGCCGUAUCCUGCACUAUCACAGGAGCCGCCCUCACGGUCUGACAUCAUAUUCACGCAUAAAUAUGGCGCGAAUAUUAUGCAGGCGCUGAUCGAUAGCAUGGCACUAUCCGAUCGCGUUGAUUCCCUAACUGCUAGUUAUAAUACAGCAGCGCUUCUCAUUGUAGAAAUGUCCUGCAGUGAAACAGUUCAGGAGUUCUUGCUGUUCAUAUUGGGAAUUCAGCAAAUGGCUUGCACUGUGGAGACCCUGGGCGCGGUGCACAGAUGCAAUUUACACUCCAUUUCCAUUGCGCUGCUGGUGCUCAUCUCGCGUGUCAGCGGCAUCAACAACCUGUUGGAAUAUGCACAAAAGAUUAUUGAGGCGCGACGCGAAGAGGCUAUAUACUAUCUGCCCCCACUAUUGGAGCCGAAGAAGGUGGUCUCAAAGAAUCUAAACUUAUCGCUGCCUCAUCUGUCCAUCGAUAAAUUAGCACUGGGUGAAUACUUGCAAAAUGCAGGCAUGGACGCACAGCGCCUCAAUACUGGAGCGCCCUAUACACUCAACCAGGCUGAUAAUCCAGGACAUCGUCACUCCUGGGUGGAAUCGGUUAGCACGCACAUGACGCAGCGUAAUAGCUCCGCUGACUUAACACUCUACAACGGAGAUGUGGACAGCGUGAAUAGCUCGCCAGGUGUCUGCAAGAAAUCGCUAUCGCCCGAAUACAACUUCGAUGCAAUGAAACGAGCUUUAGCCGAACCAACAGAGGCGGCAAAGCGAGAGCAACGCGAACGACAAAUGCAAAUUGUACGCACCUUCCGUGAAGGUGAAUUCGACGAUUUAAUACGACGCACUGAACCGAAGCAUGAUCUUAUUCAAAACCGUCUAAACGAGCUCUUCAACUCACUGGCCGUGGAACGUCAGAUAACGCAAAGCGAUAACAAAACAGCUCAAACCAACAGCGAGAAGCCCGUCUAUGAGACGAAAUUUCCAGAGCUGUUCUACUACUAAACAAAGAGUAUAUAUAUAUAUAUUAAAAUAUAUAGAAUACUUCCAGUAACCUGGUCAUGGAACAUGGAUACGAAAUAUGGUAUGGUAUUUAUAGCACAUAGCGAAAUUGUUUGUUUGUAUAUUACACGGGCAGGGAUAUAGAUAUUUUGUUUGACCGGGUCAAUUUAAAUUAAAGUUCUGUUAUUACAAUACGCUAAUAAUGUUUGUUACAAAUAAAUAUAUAAUAUAACAAAGGAAA
Drosophila hydei is the source of this 2993-nucleotide messenger RNA. RefSeq names its product protein EFR3 homolog cmp44E (gene stmA). The coding region runs from base 299 to 2755 and encodes 818 amino acids. The record is from RefSeq and is a predicted model, not a curated record. Gene Ontology annotation, cellular component: plasma membrane. Gene Ontology annotation, biological process: protein localization to plasma membrane. NCBI's taxonomy places the organism in Eukaryota, Metazoa, Arthropoda, Insecta, Diptera, Drosophilidae. The transcript has 8 exons.